Messenger RNA from Leishmania braziliensis MHOM/BR/75/M2904, 1620 nucleotides. Its product is annotated as 3-oxo-5-alpha-steroid 4-dehydrogenase-like protein. Gene Ontology annotation, molecular function: 3-oxo-5-alpha-steroid 4-dehydrogenase activity. The transcript has a single exon. Gene Ontology annotation, biological process: steroid biosynthetic process. The record is from RefSeq and is a predicted model, not a curated record. NCBI's taxonomy places the organism in Eukaryota, Euglenozoa, Kinetoplastea, Trypanosomatida, Trypanosomatidae. Bases 1 to 1620 code for a protein of 539 amino acids.
AUGCCCACUGCUAUGCGCACCGCCAUCAUCGCUGUCGUGCACCUUGCGCUCACGUGGGUGCUGCUGGGCUACAUUGCAGAUUCAGCCAUGCCCUUCUACGCGUACUGCGCGGGGGGCAAUGACACUGCCGCUGCAGUCAGUGGCACCUUUGUUUUCGCAGCUGCGACGCACGACUGGGGCCAGUGGCCACUUUUCCUCAGGUCGAACCAGGAGGCGUACAUGGCGCAGCUCGCUCAGCAUCAGUGCGCCAUGUCGGCUUCCGAUGCUGCCACUCUCAAUAGUCGCGUGGUGCAGCGCAGCAGCGUGUUCCACCUCACGCUCGCCAUCAUCACGUACGUAUUGCUGAGGUUCGUCGUUACGGCCCCGUACGGCCGCCAUGCCGAGGGACUCGGCCUUCGUCUUACUCUCCCCUCGCGCCUCAGCUGGAUGCUGCAGGAGAGUCCGGCUAUUUUGCAGGUCCUCUACCACGUUCUGCUGGAGUACCCGCGCGUCAUGGGGCACGGCUUUUCACUGUCAUCAAAGUGGUCGUUGUCCUCCUCCACCCCUGGCUGGAUUGUUGCUGGGGUAGCUGGCAGGGAUUCCUCGGUGGACACCUGUCAGUCCUACUGGGGCUGUGUGUGGACGGCCUGCACGCAGCAGCACCUUGGGCUUCUUCUCUUUUCGAUCCACUACGUCCACCGCAGCUGGUGCUAUCCGCUGUCGAUCCCGGCCAGCGCGCAUGGUGUGCCGCUCGCUCUUACGUGGAUGGCAACCCUGUACUGUCUCUUCAAUGGUCGUCUACAGGUGCUGGCGAGCGCAGGCGCGGCCGUCGCGGCCUGUCCAACUGGCACUGCAACGUGGUCGUCGGCCUGCGCUCCCGCGUACACGCCAUCGAUGAGCUUUGUGCGGUGUUGGCGCAAGCGCCAUGAGCUGCAGUCAUCUUUCAGUGCCUCCUCUGUGGGAGCUGCUGCUGUUCACAUUGCCUGGUGGUUUCUCUUGUUCCUCUACACUGUUGGCGUCUUUGGUGGCUCGGCACUGUUCUUCGCUGGACAGAGGAUCAACAUGCAGGCAGACUACUACUUGAUCGCUCUGCGUCGCCGUGGCGAAGACAACAUCAGCGACGACCGCAGCAAGCCUGUGGGGCAAAGUGCGGCCAGUCUGGACGGAGAUGUAUUAGUAUCGUCAUCGUCUGGGGCGUCUCGUGCCGCUCAGCAACGCAGCAGAGGUGGCGGCUAUCGCAUCCCUGUCAGCGGCUGGUUCGACUGCGUCAGCUGCGCGAACUUCUUUGGCGAGCUUGUCGAGUGGACAGGCUACGUCAUCGUCGUUUCGGCGACGUCUGCCGCUAGCAAUGGCAGCUGUCACUCCGUUGCGACUGCCCUCGAGGAUGAACUGCUGCGGCCGCUCUCGUCGUCGUCUUGGUGGUCACUCAUGAACCCAAUGAUGUGGUUGCGUCUCGUUAUGCGAGUAUUCUGCAGCGGGGCGGAGUCGCACCCGGCAGCGUUGGCGGCGUUCAGCUUCCUCGUGUACGUCUUCAGCAACUUAGCCCCGCGUGCGGUGGCGCAUCAUGCCUGGUACGCCAAGACGUUCGGCGAUCGCUACACGAGGCUCGGCCGCAAGGCGCUUCUACCAGGGGUGUACUAG